UGAACUUUUCUGCAGAUACUCCGAGUCGAAAAUUCCUGCCUCACCCGCGGUGAGCCAGAUAAUUGUACCUGAAAAAAAGGAUGGGUUUCGACUUCGGCGUCGGCGACUUCCUCGCCGCGCUGCAGUUCGCCAAGACACUAGGCAGGCGCUUCGUCGAUGCGCCGAAUGAGUUUCAAGCACUGUCCCAAGAGGUACAGCGCCUCUCUACUGUUCUCCAGGCCAUCGACGACCUAGACCCACAGGAUGCGCCUGAAGAUCGACAGAAACAACGACUGAACCGAAUUUCGCGAGAGUGUGGAGAUGCGCUGGACGAGCUUUGGCGGUUUUUGGAUCAGUAUCAACAGGUCAAUCGGGAUGACGAAGAGCGCUGCGAUGCCGGUACCCGAACGCGCACGUCUCGCUCCCUGCGGAGACUACCGAAGCAGGGUUUACUGCUCCCAGCAUCCAGGCGCGGGAGAGUGGACUUUCUGGACGUCAUGAUCCGAGACGGCACGUUGACGAGUGUAUAUGAUUGGAUGAACAAUGCGUUGGAUAUUUCCGAGUUCUUUCAGCUUCUCGGCCACAUGCAGCCUCAGAUGAGAGCCCUGGAGAUAGGGGCGGGUACCGGAGGCUUAACGGCCAAGGUUCUCUCCAAUCUGCGGUCGGCGUACGGUGAGCGGCUCUACCUCCAGUAUACCUUCACCGAUAUCUCUUCAGGCUCCUUUUCGGCAGCGAGGAACCGGUUUCAAGAUUACGAGACUAUCGAGUAUAAAGUGCUGGAUAUCUCGCAGGAUCCGCUUGAGCAGGGUUUUCAGGGCGAGGUAUAUGACCUCAUUAUCGCUUCCAAUGUCCUACAUGCAACUCCCUGUUUGCAUGACACGCUUGUGCAGGUCAGAAACCUACUCAAAUCGGAGGGACGGCUGUUUUUGCAGGAGCUUUCACCAGUAUUUCAGAGUAUGGCUUUCGUCAUGGAUUUGAUAUCCUUCCUGGACCUUGACCAUCCCUUCCUGCAAGCCCCCAGCCAAGCGGACUGGGACCUUUUUCUGCAGAUGGUUCAGAGGCUGCAACAAAGCUCAGUGCUUUGGUUGUCAUCUCUGACGCAGAUGCAGGCACAGGAUCCGCAUGAAGCACUGAUUCUCGGAAUGACUCGGACCAUCCGCUCGGAGCUCGCGAUGCCUCUCGCUACUCUCGAACUAGAGUCUCAUGACAGUCUGGCAGCGGCAGAUGCCGUGGUGCGCGUCUUCAUGCAACUGCAACGUAGCAACGAGGCAGGGGCGGACGACCUGGAUCCUGACAUGGAAUUCUGCUGGGCGAACGUUGCGCUGCAUGUGGGCCGGUAUCACUGGUACCCGGUAAAGGAGGCCUUGCGGGGACCAAUCACAGAGCCGGAAACCAAGGCUCUCAGGGUGAAGAAAAGAGGAUUGCUUCAGUUUCUGUAUUGGAGUGGAGGCACGCUGCCCGAGCUUGCAGCCGACCAGGUACAGAUUCGAACGCAAGCGGUGGGAAUGAACUACAAGGACGUGCUCAUGGCCAUGGGUGUGGUCGACGGUGGCUUGCCGAAUAUCGCCCUGGGAAAGAAGGGCGCGGGAUACGUCACCAAGGUCGGAGCAGAUGUCGGCCACCUACAAGUUGGAGACAGGGAGCUCUAUCUCAACAACACCACAUCCAGUCUGGCGACGGAGGCACAAACCUUGGGGCGCCUUACUGUGCGGAUCCCCGACACCCUCGGCUUCGAGGAUGCGGCGACCAUGCCGGCGGUCUACGUGACGCUGGGGCUAGAGAUCUACUGCACGGUCGGCUCAGAGCCCAAGGCGGCGUUCUUAGUUCGCGAGCACGGAAUCCCCCGCGAUCGGAUUUUUUAUUCGCGCAAUGCCAGCUUCCAAGACGACAUCAUGGUCGCAACCAAUGAUAUAGGCGUUGACUGCGUGCUAAAUUCUCUCUCUGGCGAGUUGCUACACGCAUCGUGGCAGUGUGUCGCGGCGUGUGGCUGCAUGGUGGAGAUCGGGAAACGGGAUAUGCUCGGUCGGGGCCAGCUGGCUCUCGACCGGUUCGAGGAUAACCGCGCCUACAUUGGCCUCGACCUGGCACUGUCCGUUGUCGCCGCCCCGGCGCAGGUUAGCAGGCACAUGAAGCGCAUGCUGGACCUUUACGCCGAUGGCCAUAUUCGGCCCAUCCACCCCGUUACCUUCUACGAUGCCCACGAUGUUCAAGAAGCGUUUCGAUACAUGCAGACAGGCUCCCACAUUGGAAAGGUCGUCAUCCGGAUGUCGGAGGACACCAACCGUGCGCUACAAUGGCGGCCGGAGACUCCCAAGCCAAGCUUCCGCCAAGAUCGAGCGUAUCUUCUUGUUGGCGGUAUGGGAGGCCUGGGUAAGGCGAUUGCCACGUGGAUGGUCACCCACGGUGCGAAGCACCUCAUCUUCCUGUCGCGCUCCGCGGGAGCGUCAGAAGAAGACCAGGAAUUCAUCCAUGAGCUGAGCCUGAGGGGGUGCGCAGUCCAAGCUAUAGCCGGAGAUGUUGCCUAUUUCGACACCGUGCAGAACGUGAUCGACCGGGCGCCGAGGCCGAUUGCCGGAGUCAUGCAAAUGGCGAUGGUGCUCUGCGACGUGGGCAUCUUGGACAUGACCGUGGACGACUACCGCACCCCUCUGCGGCCCAAGGUGGACGGCACUUGGAAUCUUCACCGGGCGCUGGGUCCGUCCAACGAGGAUCUAGACUUCUUCGUAAUGUUUUCCUCGGUGGGUGGCCAGGUCGGAUACUGGGGGCAGGGCAACUACGCGGCAGCCAACACAUUCCUCGACGCGUUUGUGCACUAUCGACAUGCGCAGGGGCUCCCGGCCUCGGUGCAUGACAUCGGCGCUAUCAAUGACGUGGGGUUCAUCAGCCAGAACCCUGCAGUGAGAAGCGCGAUGGAGGCGGGCUCCGCCCGGCUGUUCACAGAGCAGGACUUCCUCGACACGCUGCAACUAACCAUAAGUCGGUCAUCGGCCCGACCGCCGUACGAUGGCAGGCCGCCAGGCACCGCAGCGAAACUAGGACAGGUCUUCCACAACCCCAGCCAGGUGUCUCAAGUAAUGGAGUCCCGACUGCCCAUCACGCACCCGGAUAACCGCAUCAUCUGGAAGCGCGACCCACGGAUGGCCAUCUACCGCAACAUCGAGACUGUCGCCGCGCAGGGUGAGGAUGCUACGGGGGGCGGCAGCGGCGGCAGCAGCAGCAGCAGCAUGCUCAAAUCCUUCCUCGCGGAGGUCAGCACCGACCCGGCCCGACUCCAGCAGCCGGCGGCCGCGGAGUUCCUGGCCGGGGAGCUGCUCGACCGCGUGGCGGACUUCUUGAUGCGCAGGGCAGAGGACGGCGCGGAGCCGUUGGAUUUGGACAUGUCGCUCACGGAAGUCGGGGUGGAUUCGCUGGUGGCCAUCAAGCUGCGCAACUGGUGGAAGCAGGACCUCGCGGUGGAGGUGUCGGCGUCGGAGUCGAAGAGUGGGGGCAGUAUAUUGGAGUUGGGGGAGUUGGCGGCGAGGAGGCUGCAGGAGAAGGUGUUGGGCAAUGGGCAAAGAUAAGAUGAUGCAUUUGAAGGACUUGGUGCGGUCCGUCAAUUUCAGAGAACAGUAUUAUGUCUUGCAUUUCCUCCUAAUGAUCGAA
Aspergillus fijiensis CBS 313.89 is the source of this 3621-nucleotide messenger RNA. Its product is annotated as KR-domain-containing protein. The transcript has 7 exons. The coding region runs from base 81 to 3539 and encodes 1152 amino acids. Lineage: Eukaryota; Fungi; Ascomycota; Eurotiomycetes; Eurotiales; Aspergillaceae. The record is from RefSeq and is a predicted model, not a curated record. Gene Ontology annotation, molecular function: oxidoreductase activity; phosphopantetheine binding; fatty acid synthase activity. Gene Ontology annotation, biological process: secondary metabolite biosynthetic process; fatty acid biosynthetic process.